Ectocarpus sp. CCAP 1310/34 is the source of this 2148-nucleotide messenger RNA. NCBI's taxonomy places the organism in Eukaryota, Phaeophyceae, Ectocarpales, Ectocarpaceae. The record is from the annotation of a GenBank genome assembly.
AUGGUUCAACCAGCAGCGAGGACGGCUGCAGCAGUCGUCGCCGCGCUUGUCGGCUUGCGGGCAAGCACGGUGGCAUCCCAGCCGUGCUCGCCGAACCUUUGCAGCGGGCAUGGUUCAUGUGAGUCCUCGAAAGACGGCUCCACCUCCGCACGACAGUGCAGCUGCAACACAGGGUGGACGGGGGCGGACUGCAGCCUCAUGCUAUGCCCGCUUGGCCCGGCCUGGUCUGACAAAGCGAAGGGGACGGACGAUGCCCACGCUCCGGCGGAGUGCUCGAACAGGGGGUACUGCGACCGCUUGGAGGGCGUUUGCAUGUGCGACACCGGCUUUGAAGGGCAAGCUUGCGGGCGGAGAACGUGCCCCAAGAACUGCAUGAACCACGGGCGCUGCCAAAGCAUGGCGUACUUCGCUUCCGUGCAGGACCCUGGGGAAGGAACGGUGUACGCGUACGACGGAGACGUUUGGGACGCGGAUAUGAUGUACGGGUGCAACUGCGACGCUGGGUACUCGGGCCCGAUGUGCAGCCUUCGCAGCUGUGCCUUAGGGGAUGAUCCACUGACAGGGACAGAUGAGGCGAGAGUCGAAGUUGCGUGCACUUCCGCCGGGCACUCGUGGACCAUCGAGUUCCUCCAGGACUUCGGGGACCUGCCACUCCUGGUUGCCGGUGUGUCGAAGCUGACCCACUCCACGUCGGGGAUAGCGGCGAGCGUUACAGUGGAGGAAGCCAUCACCGGUACCAAGGAGUCUCUGGAUUGCUCCGGGCGGGGCUUGUGCGACACCGACGACCGGGUGUGCACUUGCGAGCCGGAGUACGACACCAGCAACGGCUACAACGAAGAGGGUCGCCGCGGGGACUGCGGCUACGUCAUCACGGCCGUGACCCACUGCCCGGGAGAGAUCUCCUGCUCGGGCCACGGCGUGUGCUCGGGCUCGCCGACCUACGCGUGCGACUGCAGCGAUGGGUGGGAGGGCGCCGACUGCUCCCUCAAGACGUGCCCCUUCGGCAAGUCUUGGUUCAUGCGACCGACGGCCGACAACGUGGCCCACCUCACACGCACGGAGUGCUCCGACAUGGGGACCUGCGACCGAGUCUCCGGGGAGUGCGCCUGCGUCGAUGGGUUCGAGGGAUCCGCGUGCGACCGGAUGUCCUGCCCGGGGGCGGCGGCGGCGUCUUCGGGGGAGGGAGAAGCCGGCGGCGGGACUUUCGACGAUUCGGAGACGGCGUGUAACGGCCACGGACAGUGCGUGACGAUGGCCAUGCUCGCCGAGGCCACCGACGAGAACGGCGUCGCGACGGACUACACCUACGGGGGCGCGCCCAACGACCCCUUGACGUGGGAUCACGACAUGGUGCAGGGCUGCCUCUGCGACGAUGGUUACGAGGGGCACGACUGCUCGUUGAGGGCCUGCCCGUACGGAGAUGACCCUGACACCCACUCACAGGACAACGAAAUCCAGGUAGUGGAGUGCUUAGACGCGGACGACGACGGGCAGGUGGUGUUCAUGUUCCGGCAGGCGGAAACUUCGGCACUAGAGGUGUCUGCUACAGAGGCGGAGGUAGAGGCAGCGUUCGAGGCCUUGUCCACCCUCACAGACGUCGCGGUCUCGUGCGAUAACGGCGCCCUUUGCAACAGCACGGUCGCUUCCACGUGCACCAUCGAAUUCUUGACAGAGCUGGGCGAUGUCCCUCUCGUCUCCGCUUCCGUCUCCAACAUCGAUUCCAUCGCCGUUUCGGAGUUCCAAGUGAGCGAGAAGGCGAUUGGUGGGGAGUGGGGGCACCCCGCCCCAUUCCCGAACGAUCCGACGCGGCUUGCUCGCCAGACGGGGACGAAAGAGUGGGCGGAGUGCAGCUUCAAGGGCCUGUGCGACUACAGCACGGGGACGUGCGAAUGCUUCCCCGGGUACGGCAGUAGCGACGGGCAGAACAACAAGGGGUCGCUCGGCGACUGCGGAUACGUGCUGCCGUUUAGUGGAGGUCUCUUCGAGACGGGGGUGUACGCUCCGGUUAGCCGGUACCCGACGACAACCAACUUGAGGAGCGGGAACACAGCGGGGACCUUCGACACGGCCGGUAGGACAACGGACGAGCUGGCAGCGCGCCUGGCGAAGCUCAAGAACAUGCAGGAAGAAGACCCUUGGGUCGACUAA